UUUUGUUGUCAGACGAAACGAAGAAAAUGGACGUUAACUAAAUGACAUCAACUGAAGAAAAAUCCGUCUAAAAUUAUUAGUAAAACAUAAAACCCAAAAAUGUCCUACGUCAACAAAAAAAUCCGAGUUUUCAAAGAAGCCGGCGACAUAGAAAUUCACCGGAAACGUUCCGAUGGCCGGAUGAAAACCUACACAUCGGCGACCGAUGCCAGAGCUUGGUGUGAUAGCACGGAAGAUCGAAGACAACAUAUUUUAGAUUUAGUUAGACAAGGAGACGGGAAAGGUUUAUCUUUAGGAAAAUACAUACCGAUUGAAGCAAUCAUCGACAUCCUCUUAGCCAAUAAGAAUAAUGAUAUUAAAAGAUUACUAAGAGAAAUCGAGGAGCUCAAGAAAUUUAUCAAAGACCAUGGCCUUCACUACGAGGAAAAACCAAUACGAGUCAUAGAGCCUGUGGGGAGUACAGCAGGGGAGGGGACAUCUGGAGUGGGAGGAGCUAGACCUGGGCAGGAGGCGACCGCAGGUAGAGGCAAAAGUCCUGCAGGAAGAGCAGGAGAGGACCGGGCUGGAGUUACCACUGGACAACCUGGCACCGGAGGAAUUUCCGAUACAGAAGGACGUGGAGGAGUUUCCGAUUCCACAGGACGUGGAGGAGUUUCUGAUUCCAUAGGACGUGGAGGAGUUUCCGAUUCCACAGGACGUGGAGGAGUUUCCGGUUCAGCAGGACGUGGAGGAGUUCCAGGCCUUUCGGAUGCGAGAGGACGUGGAGAAAUCUUUGAUACAGAAGGACGUGAAAAAGGCGCUGCAGAAACAGCAGGAACAGACGGUAAAGCUACAAGAUAUGGAGGCCAAAAAACAGAGCUUUCCGAUCUUGACGAGUACGAAACGGGGACUACGAGUGGUACAGAUAGGUCAAAAAGAAGCACUUCACCACAAGGACAAGCUGGGAGCAAAGAUGCCCCAACCGGGCAAUAUCAGGGUUCGCGGACAACUCCUGAAGAUUCCACCACAACUGGGGGUACAUCGACUCCUGGUUUUAUUACCGAUAGCAGUGAUUAUGAGGAUAGGGCGUCUCCAAGAUUUCGACCUGUUUCUAAAGAAGAUGAGAAAGCUGCUGCAGCUUUGCUUGCAGGAAAAUCGCCGGAGGAUCAGUUACUUGCUUUAAAGAGUGCUCUCGCGGAUGCUGAAAAUUACUACAGCGAUCAAAACGGCAUUGCUCACGAAGCGAUCGAGAAGUUGGAAAAUAUUAAAGAUAUAGUGGAUGGAGGUGAGGGCAAAUUAAGUCCGAAACGACCCUCACCUGCACACUCGCCUAAGAAACAAUCGUUUGCUGUUGGAAAAUCUCCUGACAAGACCUUCGACGAAAGGAGAACUUCCCCGUCAUACGCAGCCAAGGACUUAUCUUCUGGUGGUGGCAAAGCAGCUGGUAAGGCAUACGACGAAGAGAGAUCUAAGGGAUUGCCGUCGGCUGGUAGCCCAGCAGCUGAAAAAGUAUACGAAGAACAAAGAAUGUCAUCUUCAUACGCACCAGCGGCUGCUGGUGCAAGGUCCUACGACGCCGAGAGAUCUAGGGCACAAACGGACUCCUCAGUUACUGGUGAAAAAGUUGGUCCACGAGCCUACGACGAUGAGAGAUCGAAGGCUCCUUCUGGUGGUAAACCAACUGCAAGAGGAUAUGACGGAGUUGCCGACUCUUGCAAGGGCGAGAUCGAAGCCUUGGAGCGCGAAAUCGCAACCAUGAAAUCGAUGUCUUCUCCUGAAUCAAACAUCAUCAAACGCGAAGUCGAGGUUUUGAAAAAAUACUGCGCCCAGUUGGCUGCAAUUCAACAAGAAAAUGCCGACUUGAAGCGUGAGCGUGAUAUUUUGAAAGAUGGCCUAACAUCAGGUGCCGACAACGCCAUCAAAGAUAAAUUAAAAAAACUGGAUGAUGUUACCCAAGAAAGGGAUCGUCUGAAAGCUAGAGUGAAACAGUUGGAGCAACAAUUGGGCGGUUACAGUGGCUUGCCUGAAGAAGUCGAUCAGUUUAGGGAGAAAGAACCAGCUUUGGAUUCGUUGAGGGAAGAUGUGAGUGAUUUGAGGAGGCGUUUGGACAAAAUGGAGGGUCUUGAGGACGAUGUUCGAUCGUUGAGGGACAAAGCUGCGACGACGGUGCAACCGGCGGGUGAUUCAACCGAAAAGGAUAAGCUCUUGGCCAGAAUCGCUGAAUUGGAGAAAGAAAACGAUAAUUGUAAAUGUAAAAUGAGAGAAAUCGAAAUAUGUAAAGUCGAGAGAAACUGUCUAAAGAUGCGUCUGGAAGAUUUGAUGCGAAUUCAGAAAGAUUAUGAAGAUUUGUUGAAGAAGACGCAAGGUUUUGACGCUCUUAAGGCCGAGUGUGCCAUGUACAAAGCGAAAUAUGAAGAAUUGAAAAACAUGGAAGCUGAAUGCAACGAGCUUCGGGCCAAGUGUCAACGUGUAGAAGAGCUUGAGAAUGAAAGGAGGCUUCUAAUGAAAGAAAUUGAGAAUUGCGAGUGCUGUAUGAACAAUCAAGAGGACGAAAUCAAACGAUUGGCUUGCCAUAUCGAUUGCUUGACUCAAGACUUGGACAAGAGACAGGAUGAAAUGAAAGUUAAAGUUUUAACAAUGCGAGCACAUUUAGAAAAGAAAGAUUGUCUUAUUGCCAAAUCAGAACAGCAGUUAGCAGACGUUCAGGAUCAAUUGCGAACUUCCAUUGAGAAUCUUUCAUGUGAGACGACUUGUCUCAGAAAUCGAAUCGAUGAAUUAGAAGACGAAGUAAAAGCAAAAGAUAAUGUUUAUAGAACUCUUGAAAGUAAAUACAAAGAACUGGAAGAUACAAAUACAUCCUUGAAGCAAAAUUUGGAAAAUGAGAAAAAUGUGAAACUGAAAUUGGAAGAGGCUUUACGAAAAGCAAUACGAAGUGACGAACACUUGAAACAAAUGCUCAAACAAGCCAAAUGUGCGAUUAAAUGUAUAACCCAAAAAUUGGAAAAGCAUGAUAUCGUUGGUAUGGGUCGCUUAGAGUUAGAAAGGGAGAAUUAUUUGAGAAAAAUCAAAGAGCUUGAAGAAGGAAUGACUGAACAGCCUUGUGGUGCUGACAGAAUUGCUGAAUUAGAAGAAGAAUUAAUGCGAUCUCAUGCCCUCAAUAAGUGUCUCAGGGACACUUUAGAACAACUAAAACUUAGCGACAAAUCAGGCGAGCAACCUUGCGGUGCUGAACGAAUAGCAGAACUCGAAGAAGAAAUCAUGAAACUUAGUGCUGAGAAUAAAAAACUCAAACAUAGUUUAGAGCAAGUGAAAGGAGCAGCUCAGGAGAAUGAGGCGUUGCGUAAAAUCGCAGGUGAACUGCAAGACACUGCCAAGUCUCAAGUUAAUAAACUUGAAGACACUCUUUCGAAGAAGAGUCACGAGUUGGAAGAUCAAUGUGAAGAGCUUCGAGCCAGUUUGGCCGAAAAAGAGAAACUUAUUCAAAAUUUGACCAAACAGUUAGAGCUCGAAAGAAAGCGUAGAGAAGAGGCGGAAAAAGCUUUGGAAACUUUAUCGGCGAAUGGUGAGGUCGAUCAAGUCGAGUUGAAUAAAUUAAAAGCUCAGAUGAAUGUCUUAAACGCCGAGAUAGACCGACUCAAUUUUGAUUUAGAGAAUCAGAAACGAGAGUGCGAAGAGACGGUAAAUAGGCUCAAGGCAAAAAUGGAACAGAUUGAAAAUGAUAAUUUGAGGUUCAAAAAAUUAGAAGAGGCGCAUGGAGACGUGAGUACUGAUGCUGAUAGGUACAGAAAAGAGGCUCAGCUUAUUAGGGAGGAGUUGGAUAAGUGUCGGAAAGAAAAUGAAUCUCUGAAAGCCGAAUUAGAUAAGUGUAAGAAAGAUGGGGAUAGCCUGAAAUCUGAGUUAGAGAAGAUUAAGAAACAAAACGAUGAUUUACAUUUCGAGAUGGAAAGGGUUACAAAAGAGAAUGAAUUUCUUAAAUCUGGAUUAGAGAUGUCAAAGGAUAAAAAGAUCAAAAGUGAAUCAGAAAUAGGAAAACUUAAAGAUGAAUUAGCUGUUAAAGCUGCACUUGAGAAUGAAAACAAAAGCUUGAAAGACGAGACAAAUAGAUUAAAACAAGAGUUGGCUGCGAAAAGUGGUCUCGAGCAAGAAAAUAAAAGUUUGAAGGAAGAUUUGAAUAAGCUGAAGCAAGAGUUGGCAUCAAAAGAUGCUCUUGAUAAAGAGAAUAAAAGUUUGAAAGAUGAACUUAAUAAGUUGAAGCAGGAUUUGGCCUCAAAGGACGCUUUGGAUAAAGAAAAUAAAAGUUUGAAGGAUGAGCUUAAUAAGUUGAAACAGGAGUUGGCGGCUGCAAAGCAAGAUACGUCAAAAGGUGCAACCGAGAAUGAAAAUAAGAGUCUCAAAGAUGAAAAUAACAGUCUGAAAGAUGACAUUAAAGGUCUCAAAUUCGAGAAUCAAAGUCUCAAGGAUGAAAAUAAGAGUCUCAAAGAUGAGUUAAAUAAACUAAAACAAGAACUGGCUAAUAGAGCUGGAGUUGUUAAAGAUGACAGCAAAGACAAAGAGUUUGCCAAGGAACGUGACGAUCUUUUGAAACAAAUUGCCGCUCAAAAGAAAGAAAUUGCCGAUUUGUUAGAUAAGAUUAAACAACCGGCCAAAUCUGAAGACACAACAACUCUUAAAGAAUUGGAAAAUAGAAACAAGGAAAAUCAGAAAUUAAGAUCAACGAUUGAAGAUUUAGAAAAGCAGCUUAAAGAACUGCAAAAAGCUAAAAUGGACGUUCCUAAAGCUUCCCCUGAGAUUGAUAAAGUUCUUAAUGAUCUUAAGCAAAGUCUUGAGAAAGAAGAAGCUCGUGUACGUGAUUUGGAAGCAAAAUUGAAAAAAUGUCAAGGCGAUAAUGAUGGUUUCAAAAAGAAGAAUAACGAAUUGGAGAAUUCUUUAAAGAAGUGUCAGGACGGAAAUGAAGAGUUGAAAAAACGUAUUGCCGAGUUGGAAGCUCAAGGAGAUAGUCUUAGAAAGAAAGCUAUAGAACAAGAGAUAGCUCAAAUUCCUGUGGGUGAAGAUGGUGAUAGAGUAAAGGCACUAGAAGCAGAAUUAGCCAAACGUAAGAAAGAAUGUGAUGAUAUGAUCGCAUCGUUGAAAGAACAAUAUGAUCGAGACAUCAAAAACUUGCAAAAGCAAAACGAAACGGCAAUCGAUAAAUUACAAAAACAACACCAAGAAGAACUGAAGAAAUUAAAUGAUGAACGUGAAAAAGAAGCUGCGAAAUUUAAACAAGAACUAAAGGAGAUAAAUAAAGUGAAGCGAAGUCCGAGUGUUGAGAAGAAGCAAAAGCCACAACCGCAACCGAAAAAAGAAGCACCACCACCGAUUGAAGAAGCUAGAGAUGAAGAAGAAAAACCACCUUCAGUUAAAGAACCCGUCAAAGAAACCUCAAUCAAAGAACCUUCAAUCAAAGAACCGUCAAUCAAAGAACCUUCAAUCAAAGAGCCCUCUAUCAAAGAAGAACAAGAGGAUAAAAAGAAGAAAUUAUCGAUGAAGACGUUCGACGAUGUUUGCAUUUGUGGCAAACUACCAAUGGUUAUACCUAUCGGUGCAGUGGCAGCACCACAGGCGCCGCCAUGCCCAUGCCCACCGCCCCAACCAUGUGUUCCAUAUCCUCCCUCAUACCAAAUGGUUCCCCAGCAAAUGCCCCCCUGUAUGCCACCCUCGCCGCCUUGUAUGCAGAUGCCAUUGCCGAUGCAUCAACCCCUGGUUCCUUGUAGCCACAAAGACGAAAAAGUCAACACAAUUAAGAAAAUAGUCGAGAUGGAAAAUCGAUUAUUGUUAAAACAACAACAUACCAAGGAAAAAAUUGAUUCGCUUCAAAGCACUGUUAAUAAGUUCAAAAGAGAGUUGGAGUUGGAAAGACAGAAGAAUAGCGAUCUUGUGAGUAGAUACACCAAUCAGUCAAAAACUGUCGCAAAUAUGAAGGUGGAAAUGGAUUUAGUUAGGAAGGAGAAUUUCCAAGAUAAAAGGAGAUUGGAACAAUUGAAUAUAACUUUGAAAAAUAUUUUGGAAAAGGGGUCAGGAACCAUGUGUUUGUGUCCUAAAACCGCCGUUAGGAGUGGUAUACCUCACUUUCAUACAGAAUUAUCUGUGGUGAAAGCCGACGAUAAUAAAUACAAGCACAACUGCGUCCUGAAAAAAGGUCCUUGUUCGUGUGGUGUUGGUGAUAAGAGCUCCGAUUCCUUUGAUAUAGGUCCUAGAAGCUCGUCAGAACCUUCCCUUGCUCGAAGAAUUAAUAAUGAAAAUCUGCUCCAAGCUAUUCCCUUGAAAAUCUCAAAUCUCGAUAUCCCGACCAAUUUCAUUGCUGGACCAGACCAGAAAACCAAAAUUGCUGAUGAAAUGAAGAAACUUGAGAUCGUUACUAAAAAGUUGGCAGACGUUCAAUCUUAUGACAGCCAAAAUUUGAAAAGUCGUGUCAGUGACCUCGAAACCAAUUUAGCUCAAACAGAAGAAACCAUUGAAAUCCUUCGUGAAAAACUCGACCUCGAAAUGAAAGACAAACAGAUUUUGAAGGACUCUAUAGUGAAGAUCACCAAAAAUUGUGUGUGUGCAUUAAAGAACAAGAUAAUGGAUGAAGCGACAUCGGAUUUAGCCACGAAACUUGAAGAAAAAGAACGCCAAAUCCACGAAUUGCAAGAAGAAAGAAGUAUUCUAAGUAAGGAAGUUCAAGAUUGUGAGAACUACAUCACGAAUCAUGUAGAUCAAAUGAAAAAACUUGCAUCAUACAUUGAUCAGUUGACCCAAAACUCGGAAAAACUUCAUGUGGAACGCAAAUCCAAAACAUCAACUGUGACAAAUCAAAGUGGGGAAAAUGACGGAACUUGUAAUUGUGACUCUAAACGGAUUAAAGAGUUAGAAGCUAAAGUCAAUCGUUACAAAGUAAGACUAAACGCGAAAGAUGAAAACAUCAAAGCUCUUCAAGAAAAGCUUGAAUUUGAGCGGAUUUCUCGUGAGAAGCUUGAAGAAGCUUUUCUACGGACAGCAAAAAUUUAUGAAGAUUUAGUCUACCAAAACCAAGGUCUUGGGAAUAUGAAGUACGAGUACGAGGCUUGUAAAGCUCAAUGCGAACAGUUUAGGAUCACUUGUGACGAUCUUCGCUUCAAAGCACGAAAAGUUGAGGAGUUGGAAAGAGAGAUAAAUCAUUGUAAUUGUUACAUGGUGAAUCAAGAUAACCGAGUUAGUCAACUUCUAGAUGAUAUGGAAGUGAUGUCGCAACGAGAAAAUAGAAUGAAGAUAACAAUCUUAAAUAUGGAGACUAGUUUGGAAGAAUACAGCGAGAAAUUGGAUAAAUGUCAAAACGAGAAGUCUUCUUUGAGGGAUAGGAUAGAAGCUCUUGAAACACAGAUUGAAGAUUACGACAAUAUUGUGGCUCUGAAAGAAGAAAACAAUAAGAUACUUUCGGAAAAUUUGGAAAAAGAAAAGGCUGCAAAGGCCAAACUUGAAACUUCUAUUGUUACUAUAGUCAAGACUGACGAACAUUUGAAAGAAAUGUUGACACAGGCGAGACAAGCAAUGACAACAAUCACUCAAAGACUGGAAGAGUGCGACAUUGAACGAUUAGAAACACAACGAGACAACCAAAUGAAGAUAUGUGAAUUGGAAAAUCAGCUUAUUCUUGCUAACGCCACUAUCAAAAAACUCAAGGAAAAUCUAGACCAAAUGAAAGGAGUUAUGGACAAAAACGUUGCUUUGAGGUCUCUUUCAGCCCAAUUGCACGAAUCUGCAAACAUUCAAGUGGCACAACUCAAGGCCGCCAACGAAGAUUUGUCAAAACGGAGCCAAAAAAUGGUGGAAAUGUACGAUUACCUCAAACAGGUGUUGUACGAAAAAGAUAAGACUUUUGAGGAUUUGAGGAACCACUUAGUAUCUUUGAGGCAACGACUGGAUAAUGAACAGAAAUUGAGGGAAGACACGGAAAAUAUUUUGGCAGAUAUGGCAGCAACCGGAGAUUCGGAAUUAAGUGAGCUUAGAAACGUGAUAAGUAUGCUUAAGAAUGAGAUUUGUUGUUUGCACUGCGAGUUGGAGGAUUUAAUGAAUACGACGACGGCAGGUCGGUUGAAAACAAGAGUAAAAGAUCUUGAAGUUGAAAUUGAGGUUUUGAAGUGUGAAAGGAAUAAAUAUCGCAAGUAUUUGGAUAAAAUUUUGCCUGGUUAUGUUGAUCCUGUAGAGUUGGAACGACUCCACAAUGAACUCAAUCAAAUGACUGAAGAAAUAACCCGUUUAAAUGAAGAACUAGGAAGGCAGAAGAAACUGAGACUUGAUACUGUGAUGGGAUUGCAGUUAAAAAUAGAAAAGCAGGAAAAAGAAAAUAAAAUGAUUAAAGAACAAAUCAGGGAAAGUAUAGAACAAAAGAAGCGAAGAGAUCCAACUUUGCCAAAUGUUGUUUUUGUUGAAAAGAAAGAUAAACAAGAUGGUGGUGUUGAAUAUCGAUACUUAUACGGUGUCGCUGAAGGAAAAAGAAAGUCGCUUCAGCCGCCUCAAGAAGAUUAUUAUAAAUACGAGUGUUAUACUCAGGAAAAUGGAAUUGAGAAGAAAGUGUUUCUAGGACCUCUACAUUUAACAUAUAUUGAUGACAAUGGUGAAAUCAAACAUUUCCCAAUUGAUCCGAAAACUGCAACUCCAAAAAAGGAAUUCUAUAUUAAAGAACGUGGGCAAAACAAGAAAAUUUUAUGGAAUUUAAAAACCGGUCCUUUCAAACUUAACAUAGAAGAGGAGUUUAAUUUUAGGAAAAAAUACGAGGACGCCGUGAGAGAAAUAAAUCGGUUACAAAGCAAACUAGAAAUGGUCAAAUACGAAACUAAUGGUCCGGAACAGAAACUGAUGGAAGAUGUCAAAGAUAUAAAAGAUAUUGAUUCAAAGCUUACAUCUGCCAUUUCGGAAGCUGUGACUCUGCAAAAACAGUUGGACAUGCCGACAAAUGUGAAAAAUCAUGAACCAUUCUCACAAGAACGUGAAGCUCUCACACGAGAAAUCGAAAAGCAAAAGAAAGAGAUUACAGAGUUGUUGCGAAAAAUUCAGGAGUCUUCUGUCGGUCAUGAAGUUUUGAAGGAGUUGGAAAGUAAAAAAUUGGAGAAUGAAAGGUUAAAAACACGAGUGAGGGAUUUGGAAAGACAGCUCCAGAAUGCUCAAUUUGAGGUUGACAUACCAAGAAGUUCACCGCAAGCUGAUACUUUAGUGGAGAAUCUCAAACAUCAUUUAGAAAGGGAACAGAAACGGGUCAACGAAUUGGAAGACUUGUUGCGAAUUUGUCAAAAUAAUGACAAAGAACUCAAGCAAGAAAAUGUAAAACUCAAGUCGGAAAUUUUAAGGGACAAAACAUUGCCAAGAGCCAGUCAAUUGUAUGUGAAUCAAUUACAACAAGUCGAUGACAAUUUAAAAGAUUGGCAAAAUCAGAUUAAUAAUAACGUCUCUCACGUUCAACAACAAGUCAAUAACAUCAUAGAUAAAUUGGAAAGAACACCUGGAAAUGCUGACAACGUGAAAAAACUUUUAGACGGUGUUAAAAAUUUCGAAGCGAAUCUGGACAGUGUCGUUAAUAAAAAACGAGUUUCAUUAACGAACGAUUUGCAAGAAAAACAUAUUACUGAGUUGGAAAAACAAUUAAGCGAAAUGCGCCAAACUUUACACACUUUGGAAGAAGAAAAAGAAAAUUUUAAGAAUAUAGGAUCAACGAAACAAUUGGAAGAGCAGUUAAAAGAUUAUCAAAGGAAAAAUGCUGACCUAAACAUGGAGCUGGAACGGCUAAGGCAGGCUCUAAAAGAGAGUCGGAAAAGUUUUGAGUCCGAUAUUAGACUCAAAAGAUUUUCAGAUAUUAGUGUGAAUGAUAAAAGCCCACGUGUGAAAGAAUUGGAAGAAACACUGCACCAAUGGCAAAGAGAUUACGAUCUUGAAGUGGGAAAACUCAAAAAAGAAAUUGAGAAACUGAUGGUGAGAGGAAAUUUGCCACAAGGAUGUGAAGCCCACGAAAACCUGAUAAAAGAAUUGAAAAAUGAUCUAGAAAAGUCGCAUAGAAAGAACGAAAAUAAUGAAAGGAAAAUUGCCCAAUUGGAGGGUGAAAAUGAAAAUCUGCUCACAAUGAUGGAUAAAUUUAAUGAUGUUGGAUCGAUUGAUGACAGCGCCGAGGAUGAUAAAAAAGUCCGUGAUCUUGUCGAGCAUUUGAGAGAGCUUCAGAGGAAAAAUGAGGCUCUGAAAACUCGGACAAUUCAACUCGAAAUGGAAAAUGGACGAAUGAAAAAUGACCUCGACAGAAUCGUCGGCCAGGGGAAUAAGUCAUACGAGAAGGAAAUGCAACGAUUGAGAGACUUGGAGAGACAGUCGGCGAGAAGUCAGGAUAAAUAUCAUAAUUUGAAAAAAAGAUUGAUGAAAUUAGAGAUCGAGAAUAAAAAUCUAAAGAAGGAAUACAUUGAUACGUUAAUAGCCAAAGAGAAACUUUCGCUCAAGAGCCGCGAACAGGAGCAAAGGUUGAGAGAAACGAAUAAGUUGCUAGGUAAAUGUCAAGACAAGAAACAAACUUUGACAAUGCGGAUGCUUAAAACACAGGACGAUCAUGACAAUUUGAAAAAACAACUAGAGGUGGAUUCGCAGGCUAUUGAAGAAGAAAAUUGUAUGAAAAUUCAAAUUAUAAAUAAGGAAUUGAUUAUUAAAAAUGCUCAACUUGAAGAAGAAAAUAAUUAUUUGAAGAAAAUGAUCCCGGAGGAAGAACGGGUAAAAGUGGCACAGAUAGAAUCGGCAAUGGUUAAUGUAGAAGAAGAGUUAAACAAGUACGUUGAUCAAGGUGCGAGAAUUGCCCACUUGGAGAUGGAAAAUGCUCUACUGAAGAAGGAACUUGAUGGGAUUAGAUCGAAAGACAUUUCCUCGAUUGACAUCGAGUCAAAACGUUCUAGUGAAAAUUUACAAAUUCGAGCUGUGGAACUAGAAAUUGAAAAUGAAUUUUUGAGGGGCGAACUUACAGACAAGGAAAAAUACUCUUAUGAAUUUGGCAUGAACGAAAAGAGAGUCAACGAACUGGAAGAAGAGGUGCAAAAGUUGACCGAAGCUAACGAAAAACUACAAAUGAAAAAUGUCGACCUGGAACUCGACCAUCAAUACAUGAAAGAUGAGAUGGAUCGUAUCACAAAAGUGAGGCAAAAACUUGAAAGCGAAAUCCCGAACAAAGAUGUCGAAAAGCAGAACCACGCUUUGAAGCUCAAAAAUGACCAUUUGGAGCUCGAAAUCAAGAAACUGAAAGUUCAACUCGAAAAUAUGGGCAAGGAACAAAUAUCUCUUCAAUCGCACGUCCAAGAAAAUCGUUUGAAAAAAAUGGAAGCGUUGAUAAACGAAUACGAAUCAUUGAGAGAAGCUGCACCAAAAUCGACGGGAGUAUUGGGACGAACUACGAAAGAAAAUCUUGACGAAUUGGAGGAAGUGGAGGAAAAAAUGCAGGAGUGGCAAGGGCAAUUCCAGCCACAAUUAUUAGACAUGAAGAAAGAUCUCGAGAAACUUAUGGGGAAAAGUAAAAGUGGGACUAAUUUUAGACACCUCGAGGAUCAAUUGCGCGAAGCUAAGACAAAGAUCUCGCAUCUUGAAACAGAAAAUAGGAACUUGAAAGCCGAAGUUGAAAUAAUGCGUAAAGGACUUCCCGCAGAUGAAGCUAAAUUGGCUAGAGACGUGGAACAAAUUUUGAAAAAUUUACCAAAACAAGAAUCGCCACCAAAAAAUGUCGACGAGAAAAAGUUCAAAGAUCUCGAGGCACGACUGAGAGAAUGUCAGCAAAUGAACGAAUUUUUACGAAAUGAAAAAGUUGCUCUUGAUAAACACGUUCAGUCGAAACGAAUACAAGACUUGGAAAGUCAAGUACGUGAAAGCCGUUUUAGAGAUGCUUCGAAAACAGAUCUCAGAUUACGUGGUCAAAAAUCAAUCAUGCUUGAUGUUCAAGAAAUGAAAUCCAAAGAAUUGGAAGACGAGUUGGGGGCCUGUCAAAGUAAAAACGAAGCGCUAAAGACUGAGUUGGAGACUUUGCGGAGAGGUGUUGUGACGAACAGUGAUGCAAGUACCAAACUGCAAGAAUGUCAAAAACAAAACUUACUAUUGAAAGAAGAACUCGAAAGGCUUCGUAAAAUUACCGAUUUACAUCAAAAAUUAUCCAAGGAUUUGGAUAAACAACUUCGUGAGUGUAAGAAGAAUUUAGAGGAAUCUAAGAAACAUGAUAAACUUUCAAAGGAUCGAAAAGUGUCCUUUCAUAACAUUCCCAUCGAUCUGAAUGAUUUCACUAACGAAGAAUUGGCAGCAGAGAUAGAAAGAUUACGUAACGAAUGCGAACAACAAAGACGCAUGAUUAGCGAACUGGAAGAAAGUUUGAAGAAAUGUAGGGAAAUCAAUAGAGAUUUCAAACAAGAAAAUGACCAGUUAAAGAUAGAACAACAGUUUAUGCGACAGGAAUACGGAACUCAAUUCGAAGAUAGGUUGAAACAGCUUCGUGACAAACAGAAAAAACAGCAAUCAAAAGGGACAUCCGAUAAUGUCUCUAGCUCUAGAGCAACAGAUGAUAUAAGUUCUCUCCAAGCUAAGUUGGAACUGAGUGAAAAAGAUAAUAAAAAGCUCAAAGAUGAGGUAAACACCUUGACCAAAGAACGAAAUAAUCUUCUAAAAGAGAAUGAGAAGAAAGAAGAAGAAAUUAGAGAAUUGCAAAAGAAAGUUCAAUUUUUGGGCGGAGGAGAAUAUGAAGCUACACUCAAAGAAUUGGAAUACAAAAAUCAAGAAAAUGAGAAAUUGAACUUGGUUGUUUCUGACUUGGAGAAGAAAAUUGAAGAUUUGACUAAGCUACAGCUGGAAGUAGGUAAGGGGGAUACCGAUGACAAACGCUCCCGGAAAUUGGAAGAAACUUUGCAAAAAUAUCACGAUAAUAAUGAAAAUCUUAAAACACGAAUUGUGCAUCUUGAAGAGGAAAAAACCAACUUGAAGAAGGAAUUAAGUGCUCAUAUUGAAAAAGGAAAGAAAAUGCCUGGGAGUGAAAUACAGGCUCGACAAAUCAGAAAAUUGGAGCAAACCUUGCAAAAAUAUCACGAUAACAACGAGAAUUUAAAGAGGAAAAUUGCGUUUCUGGAGGCCGACUAUCAGGAAAAGCGAGUGGUAGAAUUGGAAGAACAAGUGCAAAAGUGUCAGAUAAAUAACGAUGGGUUGAAAUUAGUAACAGUGCAAUUGGAAUCUGAAAUAAAAUAUCUGAAGGAAGAGCUUGGAUCGUUUCUCCGGAAAGAAGAGAAAGUGGCGGAAAAAUUGGCUCGGAAACGACAAAGUAAAGAUCAAAAGAGUGUUGAGUCGGAAAAAGACAGAGAUUUGAGAAAGAAACCCAAACAAUCGCUUUUUAUGCCACAGCCAAUGACAGUCGGACCGCAACCCCCAGUCUUUGCCAUGCCGAUCUUUAUACAACCCCCUUUCCUGUCUUACGGAAAUUACCCGCCCCAAGUAACAAAUAUUGGAAACACGGACAAUGAUAUUGAACAGCUAUCACAUUUAGUGAAGAGGAUUCAGAGUAGUCUGGAUCAACGUAAAAAAAGGAUUCAAAGUGAGAAAAGCCUUGUGUCAGACCAGAGUGACAAAAAUACAAGUGAAGAUGAUGAGGAAGUCGAAAGAACGCUAGAUUUCGAAUCCAAUCAAUCACAAACACUGAGUACAACUUCUCCGGUUGUAAAAAUUACCAAAUCCUCAAGUCUCACGAUUGAGAAAUUAAGCAAACAACUGCUUUUGCAACAACAGACCAAAGAAAAAAUGAAUAAGUUACAAGAAAGUAUAAAAAAAACAUUAAAGGAGUUUGAACAAGAAUUCGGGGAUGAGUCACCAGUUGACCAAAAAGUAAACAUUAAUGACGCUUCUAGUGCUGUAGGACCUUCCACAGAGUCAACUGUGGACAAAAAAGUCUUCCAAAAACACUCAACGAGUCGUCAUGAAAUUGAGAGCGCUAGUUCGGAUUCGUUUGAGAAGAAAAAUGAUUAAUCUGUUUUUGUGAUGUUUUUGUUUUUGAUUUGUUUUGUGCCGUUUUGUGAAAUAAAGUAUCGUCUUUUUUUAUUAA
This is a messenger RNA of Tribolium madens (black flour beetle), 14059 nucleotides long. RefSeq names its product centromere protein F-like. Bases 100 to 13983 code for a protein of 4627 amino acids. The transcript has 39 exons. The record is from RefSeq and is a predicted model, not a curated record. Lineage: Eukaryota; Metazoa; Arthropoda; Insecta; Coleoptera; Tenebrionidae.